This is a messenger RNA of Rhipicephalus sanguineus (brown dog tick), 711 nucleotides long. RefSeq lists its product as uncharacterized. The record is from RefSeq and is a predicted model, not a curated record. Lineage: Eukaryota; Metazoa; Arthropoda; Arachnida; Ixodida; Ixodidae. Bases 113 to 583 code for a protein of 156 amino acids. Gene Ontology annotation, molecular function: sequence-specific DNA binding. The transcript is spliced from 3 exons.
GUGUGAUCGCGGUGCACGACGUUGCAUUGUCAGCUUUUGAAGCACUGUUUUGGUCACUCGAAGCUAUUAUCACCGGAUAAACUGUGCCUGAUUGUGUGCAAACAGCUUCAGCAUGGUGGUGUACUGUUCGGUGCCGCAAUGCCGGACGUAUGCGACAGAUCCCGGUGUAAGUUUUCACCAUUACCCCAAGUGUAAAAAAAUGAGGGAGGCUUGGCUGGUGAAGCUGAAAAUGGGAAAAGAUGCCAACGCCAACUCUCGAGUCUGCAGCAAGCAUUUUCGUGACGAGGAUUUCGUGUACGCCGCCGCUUCUAAGAUGUUCGGCUGGAAGAGGCGUUGGCUUACACCCGAAGCUGUCCCGUCCCUGAGCCUUCCUGUGCGACCUUCGGACCGUCCGCGACGCCCCGAGCGCCGUCCAAAUCGGGCGCAAAACAAAGAGGACAGACCACUGGCUUUGGCUUUCCCUAAAAGCUUGCUGGACGUAUUGCCCGCUGGUGAGGAACAGCCAAGCACCAGUUCAAUGGACAUCACUGAUCAAGAGCUUAACCUCACUGAAGACGGCAAUGAAGGUAACCGUAGUGCAUGAAAAGUGCACAGCACUUGAGGGGGUAGGGCUGUCAUCUCAUGUCACUUGCGUCACGCAGGCAAAACCAUCUAUAGUAUAGCAAGGGGGUGGCAAAGGGAAGUGAGGGUAAUGAGGAGGGGAGGAGGUAC